Messenger RNA from Closterium sp. Yama58-4, 918 nucleotides. The record is from the annotation of a GenBank genome assembly. NCBI's taxonomy places the organism in Eukaryota, Viridiplantae, Streptophyta, Zygnematophyceae, Desmidiales, Closteriaceae.
AUGUUCCGCGAAUUCCGGACGAGCGCCAUGGUGCAGGAGACGUUGGCAUCCUUGGGAAUACCGUUCCAGGCCAACUUCGCUGGAACCACAGGUGUUGUGGCAACGAUUGGCACAGGCGAAGGUCCAGUGGUCGCCCUGCGUGCCGACAUGGACGCGCUGCCCAUCACUGAAGAGACAGACGUGCCCUUCAAGUCGCGCCAUCCCGGUGCCAUGCACGCCUGCGGCCACGACGCCCACACCGCCAUGCUGCUCGCCGCUGCCCGGAUUCUCCAGGAGCGCUCUCGGGCAGGUACCUUGGGCGGCACGGUUCGUCUUAUCUUCCAACCUGCUGAGGAAGGGGGGGCAGGGGGAAAGCGGAUGGUGGAUGGGGGGGCGCUCAAGGGCGCGUCUGCUGCCUUCGCCCUGCACGUAUCUCCUAAGAUCCCAGCAGGCUACGUAGGCAGCCGCCCUGGCAUGCUGCUAGCGGGGUCAGGUCGGUUCAACGCCACAGUGUGGGGCAAAGGCGGGCAUGCCGCAAUGCCUCAGUUCGCAGCAGACCCGAUCCUCGCUGCUGCUCACAUCGUAUCCAGCCUCCAAGCGAUUGUAUCGAGGGAAACAGACCCGUUUGCUUCACGAGUCGUUUCAGUGACUCAGUUCCACGGCGGCUCAGCAGACAAUGUCAUCCCCGAUACAGUCACACUGAGGGGCACCUAUAGAGCCACCACUAAAGACGGGCUCGCUGACCUGGAGCGGCGCAUUGCUGACAUCAUCGACAUGCAGGCGCGCGUGUUUGGAUGCCGGGGUGGGGUGGAUUAUGGGAUGAUGGACGCCAACGUGCAAGCUGCUGCUGAUGCUGAUGGUGGUGCUGAUGCUUCUGCUGCUGCUGGUGCUUCUGCUUCGGAUGAGCAGUUCCUCUCCCAGGGGCGGGCAGAUGCUUAG